UUGUACUUCAGUUCCUCAGUUCUAUAUUUUUGCAGAGACAGAAGCAUAAGCUCUUGUUUUUUUUUUAAAGUUUGCUGACAGAAUCAAGAUAACUUUUUACUACACCAUGUAUAAUGAGGCAGUAGCAUUAACAAGUGAAAGAUGUAAUAAAUUAGACAUCUCUUCAUUUUAGAGAAGAUGGAAACAUCAUUGGUUUUCUUUUCUCAAUUAAGUAUGUGCGAACCAAAAGAAAAAACUAUUUUCAAGUUAAUACACGGUUCAGGAAAAGAAGAAACAAGCAAAGAAGCCAAAAUCAGAGCUAAGGAAAAAAGAAAUAGGUUAAGUCUUCUGGUGCAGAAACCUGUGUUUUACGAUGAUACUCCCUCCAGUAGAUCUGGGCAAUUGGCCAAAGAAACAAGAAUCUCCACAGAAGAAGCAAUAAAAUGGGGUGAAUCAUUUGACAAACUGCUUUCCCAUAAAGAUGGACUGGAGACUUUUACCAGAUUUCUUAAAACUGAAUUCAGUGAGGAAAACAUUGAAUUUUGGAUAGCCUGUGAAGAUUUCAAGAAAAGCAAAGACCCUCAACAAAUAAUUCGAAAAGCAAAAGCAAUAUAUGAGAAAUUUAUACAGAAUGAUGCUCCACAAGAGGUUAAUCUUGAUUUUCACACCAAAGAAAUCAUCUCCAAGAGCAUCAUCCAACCCACCCUCCACAGUUUUGAUGUUGCCCAAAGCAGAGUAUAUCAGCUCAUGGAACAAGAUAGUUACAUGCGUUUUCUGAAAUCUGACAUCUAUUUAGACUUGACAGAAGGAAGAUCACAGAGACCAACAAAUCUUAGAAGACGAUCGCGUUCAUUUACCUGCACUGAAUUUCAGGAUGUAAAGUCAGAUGUUGCCAUUUGGUUAUAAAGAAAAUUAUUUUUGCUCAUUUUAUUCGUAAACUUGUUCAUUUGCUUCUAAGAUACAGCAUGUUUAUGUUAACAAAUGAGUAUGUCUUUUAAAAUAAGUGUCAUUUGAAAUGAUUUAAAAAAUGCAAAUCAAAACUGUUAUUUGUCUAACAAUAUAUAAUGUAUCUGCCAAGAUAUUCUAUAAAAGCUUCCAUUCGACUUCAUUUCAUUCAUAGUCAGAAAGCUCCUUAAUUAAAAGGCGGUAAGGAAAUAAAAACAGUGUUGUACAAGAUUGUAAAGUUAAAUAAAGGUUAAGCUUUUGCAAAAUUGUCAA
Molecule: messenger RNA, 1197 nt
Organism: Capra hircus (goat)
Lineage: Eukaryota; Metazoa; Chordata; Mammalia; Artiodactyla; Bovidae
Gene: RGS18
Product: regulator of G-protein signaling 18
Exons: 5
Coding region: 178-885 (235 amino acids)
Source: RefSeq, a predicted model, not a curated record